Messenger RNA from Manduca sexta (tobacco hornworm), 2963 nucleotides. RefSeq lists its product as uncharacterized. Lineage: Eukaryota; Metazoa; Arthropoda; Insecta; Lepidoptera; Sphingidae. The coding region runs from base 442 to 2946 and encodes 834 amino acids. The transcript has 5 exons. The record is from RefSeq and is a predicted model, not a curated record. Gene Ontology annotation, molecular function: peptidase inhibitor activity.
UCGUCUCGUCAUUCAAAGCAAUUAAAGAAAGGUGUUCAACCCGUCAUAGUAGCCUACGUCUGUCGCGUACUGGAAUCAGCCUGUGUACAUCAGGGCUCAAAUGAGCAAGCACAAUUGGGUCCACUGACGAGGGCACUCAUCCCUCCACCUACAUUCUAUCUGGAACCCACUCCGCUUACCACCAGGUACAUAGGAGUCACAAUACUGUGCAGGCAUAAAAAAAAGGAUUUGAGUGCGUUACAUGUCUCCUAAAUUAACACGAAGGUAUACUUUCGUCCAGAAAAUUACGCUAUGGGUUUUUUAUUCCAGUAAUGUUCUUUCAAGCAGGUAAAACCGCGAGGUACACCUAGUUAGAAUUAUAAUAGGAAAUGCAACCAUCCGUGAAAUGGCAGAUUGACGUAUUAUAAUAGUCUACACGUAUAUAUUACUUUUAAUAACAAUAUGCUCAUGGCUUUCACGUUACUUAGUUUCUUGACAAGAAUCCCUCUUGGAUUCACCGUAUUCCGCUCUUGCGUUCCAAAUACAAACUUCCAACUGAACGGCAAGAUAUGUGCAUGCGACUCUUUAGGGCGUUGGAAUGAAGCCAAUUGCCAUAACCUAGCAAGACGCCAGUCCUGCCAACCAGGACAGAUAAUCUGGGGAAACUGCACCCAAUGUCUCUGCCAGGAAGACGGAGAAUUCGUGUGCACCCCCUCGUCAUGUCCGGAGAAUAUCACAAUAGAUUCCCCUACCUUUCAAGGGGAUUUGGAAGUCGCGGGCCCUUGGUGCACGCCUUUCAAAUCUUAUUACAUUAACUGUAGUCUCUGCGUUUGUCCUGCUUCAGGACGGUCGUCAGAAGCCCGGUGUGCUGUAGACACGUCAUGCAGUCUUCAAGGAUUAUCAGAAUCGUCUAUAACCAGUGGAACUAUCUGCAUUCCCUCUGUUAUGUAUCUCUUCCCAUGUCUACAUUGUCUUUGCUCUGAUGAGGGAUAUUUCGUUCCUAAAGAUUGCGUAGAUAUUUGUCAUAAAUCACAACAAACCGACAACCGAAGAUGCAUCCCAGGAACCUUCUAUAGGGAACGAUGUAACGUUUGCAGAUGUCCUAACAACAGUAUACGAAGUGGAGAGAAAUGUACCAAUAAAGUUUGUGAAAAGAAAACUAAAUUCAGACCUGUACGACAUUUUAAGGAUAACGUUAGUGAAUGCACUCCUCAUAAGUUUACGAAACCCAAAUGUUAUUAUUGUAUGUGUAGUCAAGGAGGGAAACUCAAUGAAAACGCAUGUCUGGAAUUGGACUGCUUGAAAAAAUCUGAUUUUAAAUACGAUGUUGAAAGACAUUCUUGCAAUCCAGGCGAAAUGGUUCCUAUAUGCAUGGAGUGUUUCUGUCCACGUAAUGGACUGACAGAUAAAAAAUACUGUACGAAGGUUUGUUCCUUUAAAAGCAAAUUGGUCGUUCUGGAGAAAGCAUUAGAAGCCAGCUUUACCGACGUGCGUGUAAUCAAUAUAGCAGUUAUAAAGUCAUCGGCAGAUAUUAAUUGUGAUCCAAAUUCGUUGUACCUUGACCGAGGAAGAUACUGCUUAUGUCCAGAAAACGGGAACUCGGAUUUCAAACUUUGCACUUCCAUUACUAAUGAAAUAAGGCAACCAAAAUCACACGUACCACUGGCAUCAAACACAGUAACUAUGGACUUCAAUAUUUCUUGCGAGCCGAACACCUUCGUGGACUUCGACUGUAACACGUGCUACUGCAGUAAAAAUGGUAGGAUCGAUCCAAAAUGGUGUACCUACGACGAUUGUCAAGCCAAGAAGGUAAUUCAAGACCAUCACAAAUUAUAUCAGCCUCUUACAACGACAAAACCAACAGACACUUGUAAUCCUGGUUCCAUUUCGAAAGAAGAGUGUAAUUUCUGCAUUUGUCCUGAAAAUGGACUUUUCAAAGACAGGGCUUGUACUAAAAACGACUGUUCCGACUUCGACGAUUCCAUACAUGACCAAAAAUUUAUUUGCGAACCCUUAGCUUACUACGUUGUUGAUUGUAACGUAUGCUUUUGCCCAAGAGACGGUUUAAAAAACGUAGCAAAGUGCACGAAGAAUCAAUGUGAGAAGAAUUUCUUAAGAUCUGACUCUUGUAUCCCUGGGGAUCUUUUUAGCGAAGACUGUAACGUCUGUGUGUGUCCUCCGAAUGGAGAUAAAAAUGACAAAGCAUGUACCAACUACUCCUGUUCCGCUGCUAACUCGUCUUGGCAGAAGAUCUUCAAGUUAUCGCAGAAUUUGCUUAGCAGUCGCAUGGCAGAUAAUUCUAAACGUAGUCUGCAUUUAUGCUUUCCUGGUGAAGAGUUUGUGGAUGGGUGUAAAGUUUGUGUAUGCCCUGAUAUGGGAAUGAAGGAAUAUGCGUCUUGUACCCCUAUGUUUUGUAAUGAAGCUAUUUCUGAAAGUGAUGUGGAGUAUCAAACACCAUCAAACGGCUCCAAAUUCAAUGACUUGGUACCAAGCAAUGAUUUUAAAACUCGCAAGGAAGGUGAUAGUUGCAUGACGUACAAUUUGACCGACAGCUCAGAGAGAAAAGAAUGCACACCUGGUUCCAUUUAUAUUAUAAGGUGCAGGCAAUGUAUAUGCCCUUAUAUGGGAAAUAUAAAUCACUUCUGCCGCCCCCUGCCGAAGAACGUGUACUGCGAACAAGCCUUUCCUUACUUCAACUAUUUGCCAAUGGGAAGACGUGGCAACAAAGGUGACUUGACUCCACAUCACAAUGGAACUUCCCGGAACAACACUAUCCUUAAAGAAGUCACGGUAUCUCAUAAUCAUACCAAGCAUUUUUGUUCGGAGCCCGGGCAAGUUAGAGACGACUGUUACAUUUGCGACUGCGAAGACCACGUGAUUAUAGAAGAGCAUUGCUUCAAAAGCGACGCUGGCAACUGCACCGAUGCUGUACCCACUUUCUUAGAUAAAUUAGUUACUGCCGAAUGAUUUUGCGUUUUAUUUAA